Meriones unguiculatus (Mongolian gerbil) is the source of this 10455-nucleotide messenger RNA. It is a transcript of the gene Mecp2, whose product is annotated as methyl-CpG binding protein 2. Gene Ontology annotation, cellular component: nucleus; heterochromatin. NCBI's taxonomy places the organism in Eukaryota, Metazoa, Chordata, Mammalia, Rodentia, Muridae. Gene Ontology annotation, molecular function: methyl-CpG binding; chromatin binding; double-stranded methylated DNA binding. The transcript is spliced from 3 exons. Gene Ontology annotation, biological process: negative regulation of transcription by RNA polymerase II. The record is from RefSeq and is a predicted model, not a curated record. Bases 99 to 1601 code for a protein of 500 amino acids.
AGGGCGGGGCGCGACGUCGGCCGUGCGGGGUCCCGGCAUCGGUUGCGCGCGCGCUCCCUCCUCUCGGAGAGAGGGCUGUGGUAAAAGCCGUCCGGAAAAUGGCCGCCGCCGCCACCGCCGCCGCCGCCACCGCGCCUAGCGGAGGAGGAGGAGGAGGAGGCGAGGAGGAGAGACUGGAGGAAAAGUCGGAAGACCAGGAUCUUCAGAGCCUCAAAGACAAACCCCUGAAGUUUAAGAAGGUGAAGAAAGACAAGAAGGAAGACAAAGAGGGCAAACAUGAGCCACUACAGCCUUCAGCCCAUCAUUCUGCAGAGCCAGCAGAAGCAGGCAAAGCAGAGACAUCAGAAAGCUCAAGCUCUGCCCCAGCAGUGCCAGAAGCCUCUGCUUCCCCGAAACAGCGACGUUCCAUCAUUCGUGACCGGGGACCCAUGUAUGAUGACCCCACCUUGCCUGAAGGUUGGACAAGAAAACUUAAGCAAAGGAAGUCUGGCCGCUCUGCUGGAAAAUAUGAUGUAUAUUUGAUCAAUCCCCAGGGAAAAGCCUUUCGCUCGAAAGUGGAAUUGAUUGCAUACUUUGAAAAGGUAGGCGACACCUCCUUGGACCCUAAUGAUUUUGACUUCACGGUAACUGGGAGAGGGAGCCCCUCCAGGAGAGAGCAGAAACCACCUAAGAAGCCUAAAUCUCCGAAAACUCCAGGAACUGGCAGGGGUCGGGGACGCCCCAAAGGGAGUGGCUCUGGGAGACCAAAGGCAACAGCAUCAGAAGGUGUUCAGAUGAAAAGGGUCCUAGAGAAGAGCCCUGGGAAACUUCUUGUCAAGAUGCCUUUCCAAGCACCACCUGGGGGUAAGGGUGAGGGAGGUGGGGCUACCACGUCUGCCCAGGUCAUGGUGAUCAAACGCCCUGGCAGAAAGCGAAAAGCUGAAGCUGACCCCCAGGCCAUCCCUAAGAAACGGGGCAGGAAGCCUGGAAGUGUGGUGGCAGCUGCUGCUGCUGAGGCCAAAAAGAAAGCCGUGAAGGAAUCUUCCAUACGGACUGUGCAUGAGACUGUGCUCCCAAUCAAGAAGCGCAAGACCCGGGAGACAGUCAGCAUUGAGGUGAAGGAAGUAGUGAAGCCCCUGCUGGUGUCCACCCUUGGUGAGAAGAGUGGGAAGGGACUGAAGACCUGCAAGAGCCCUGGGCGAAAGAGCAAGGAGAGCAGCCCCAAGGGGCGCAGCAGCAGUGCCUCCUCACCACCUAAGAAGGAGCAUCAUCAUCACCACCAUCAUUCAGAGUCCCCAAAGGCCCCCAUGCCACUGCUCCCACCCCCACCUGAGCCUGAGCCUGAGAGCUCAGAGGACCCCAUCAGCACCCCUGAGCCGCAGGACUUGAGCAGCAGCAUCUGCAAAGAGGAAAUGUCCCGAGGAGGCUCCCUGGAGAGUGAUGGCUGCCCCAAGGAGCCAGCUAAGACUCAGCCCAUGGUUGCAACCACCACCACAGUUGCAGAAAAGUACAAACACCGAGGGGAGGGAGAGCGCAAAGACAUUGUUUCAUCCUCCAUGCCAAGGCCAAACAGAGAGGAGCCUGUGGACAGCCGGACGCCCGUGACCGAGAGAGUUAGCUGACUUUACACAGAGUGGAUUGCAAAGCAAACCAACAAGAAUAAAGGCAGCUGUUGUCUCUUCUCCUUAUGGGUAGGGCUCUGACAAAGCUUCCCGAUUAACUGAAAUAAAAAAUAUUUUUUUUUCUUUCAGUAAACUUAGAGUUUCGUGGCUUCGGGGUGGGAGUAGUUGGAGCAUUGGGAUGUUUUUCUUAUCGACAAGCACAGUCAGGUUGAAGACCUAACCAGGGCCAGAAGUAGCUUUGCACUUUUCUAAACUAGGCUCCUUCAACAAGGCUUGCUGCAGAUACUACUGACCAGACAAGCUGUUGACCGGGCACUCCCCACAACAACCCCCCAUGUGCUCAUUAGAGAGAGCAAUUGAGAGGACACUCCCAUUUUUGGUGCCAUUGGUGCCCUGUCCAUAGCUUCCCUGACUCUUUCACCACCUUAACUCCCAAUCUGAGGAACUGGGAGGUGUGAGGCAGGAGAAACCAUUAGAUUCUUUAGAGAAGACUAUGAAGGUGGCCAGUGAUUGUGGCCCAAUAAUUCCAACUGUUGUGGCACAUUCUGGCUCCACACCAACCCAAUCCAAAACUGACAAAAGAUUUUUUGCAAAACAGGAAAGUGGCACCUGUCUGAUCCAGCCCUGGUAUGGCCAGGAGCAAGUCCUAAAUUGCUGGAUUAUAUAGACUGGCCUGAGCCAGAAAAGAGGAUGGCCCAGAGUGAAGUAUCAUCAUCUGCUCACACGUUCCCCUAGAGGAUAAUGCUAAAAAGGUGCCGUAGAGGCAGCAGGACAAGGUACAGGCAGGCUAGGUGAAUCAAGCCAGGCCUAGUGCCACAAAACAAGAGAGCAGUCUGUGACUUGUAGUUAGGGACUUAGUGAAUGAGACAAGGGGUGUAGGGGAAGAAAGGAAAAUAUUCUUUCAAUUACUUUCCACUUCUCCUUUAGGAACAGCUUAGAAUUAUUUGCACUAUUGAGUCUUCAUGUUCCCACUUCAAAACAAACAGAUGCUCCGAAAGCAAACUGGCUUGAAAUGGUGACAGUUUGUCCCACAAGCUACCAGACGUGGCAGUGUUCAGAACUACCUGGAUCUGUAUAUACCUGCGCUUGUUUUAAAGUGGGCUCAGCACAUAGGGUUGCCACGAAGCUCCGAAACUCUAAGUGUUUGCUGCAAUUUUAUAAGGACUUCCUGAUUGCUUUCUCUUUCGUCCUUCCAUUUCAUGCUUUCAUUUCUUCCCCAUCCUCCUUCCCCUAGCUCCUAGUUGUCUCUUCUGUUCUAGGCAACUGCAGUGCCCAACCACAUGCUUAUCUGACAGCAUUCAACCGCAGCCCUAGGAUUCUCCCUGCCCUUUGACUUCCCAUUGCCAAUGCCAGCUAUCAUGUUUAACCCUGAGCAAGUGCUGGGCUUUGCUGAGUCCUCCCUUGCCUCUGUGAAGAACAAGAAGGUAGUAAGCUCUUGCUCUCCUAGGUAGCUCCCUCUUCUUUGCUAAGAAAAAAAUCAAAAGGCUUUUCAGAUGCUAAACAAUGAGCCUUUUCACCUUCUACUGUAGAAAAGUGGGAUAGAGAAACUGGGUCACAUUUGGUAGCUGAAGGACAUAUAGGGGCCCCCUGUGGCCUCCUAGAAUCACUGAGUGACCCAAAGGGGCCUGUGCGCACUACCCUUGACCCCACUCAGAAAUCUGAUGUCAAGCAUAGUGUGGGCAGGGGACCUGUCAAGACAAAUGCAGACCUGAGCAGAGAGUGACAGCAGGGCCCCUGGCCCUUCUUCAGAUGCACACAUCAAGUCUUUUUCUAGUAGAACUCUUUCCCAUUUGCUCAAUGGGGACUAGGCGACGCCAGCACAUCCCAUGUUUCAACCUCUGCUCUAUUAAAUGUAGUGGAUUUUAGAGGCUUGGUUUUGCUGUGGGGUUUUAAUUGGUCAGUUUUCAUUUGGAAUCCCAAAGUUUUAACCUCUGUUCAGGAAGUCCUUAUCUAGCUGCAUAUCUUCAUCAUAUUGGUAUAUCCUUUUCUGUGUUUACAGAGAUGUCUCAUAUCUAAAUCUGUCCGACUGAGAAGUACCUUAUCAAAGUAGCAAAUGAGACAGCAGUCUUAUGCUUCCAGAAACACCCACAGGCACGUCCUAUGUGAGCUGCUGCCAUGAACUGUCAAGUGUGUGUUGUCUUGUGUACUUUUGUUACUGUUCCCCAGCUUUCUUACUGCGGUGUAAUCAUGGAAGAGUGAAACAUCAUAGAAAUUGUCUAGCACUUCCUUGCCAGUCUUUAGUGAUCAGGAACCAUAGUUGACAGUUCCAAUUGAUAGUUUAAGAUAAAAUCAUGUUUGUCUCUUCUGGAAUGGUUAGAACUAAGUGAGAGAUUUUGCCCCAUUCUGUUUGCAGAAUCAUAGUUGGACUUUCUAGCGUAUUUGUAUCCAUUUCCUUGUGCUAUAAAAAGCAAACCCUGUAACCAGCUUCCUGUUGGGCAGUCCUUUUGCCUGCUCUGCUUUUGAUUCUGUCAGCCUUGUCUCUGAUUUCUCUCUGGGGAGGGAAGAAGGGUCAGAAAAGGGACUCUGGAGGGUCCAGAAUGUGUCCUUCUGAACUCCCCUUCCUCCAAUGACAAAAGGCCCCUGCUGCCCCCACCCCACCCCCUGCAGUGGCCUUGCAUUCCUCAAGGACACCUUUCCAUACCCUUACAGCACCUAGCCAGGUUGACACCAAGUUGUUUAUUGUGGUCCACUUGGGGUUUUGCCUGUUAUACUUACUUAGUCCAAUGAGAUGUACCCCUUAGGUUAGGGUUCCCUCAUCCUUUGGAAGACAACCUAGGCUAUUAGACAUUCACAGUUGGGACUGCAGAACUUCAGGUGCCAUUUUCUUUAAUUUGGGGCCCCUCUGCAGCCCCCUCACUCCCCCCCUCCACUUACCCUCACAAAGAGCUGGCUCCAAAACUGCAGGUGGUGUUGCCUGUAGCUCCUUAGGGUUAUCUUCACUUCUUGCAUUUUUCCCCAUUCCCUCAUCCACAUAUAAGGGCAUCAUGAUUCAGUCUCCUUUAAGCAGGCAGCUUUGAUGGGGUUUUCCCCUGGUAGCCAGGGACUCUGUAUAGCUCUCAGGCUGCCUCUGCCUUGUGGGGUUGACAGGAGAUUAGAAGGAAGAGCCUUAAGUCAUGGGAUUCUCACCAGCUAUGUCUGGCUCAGACCUGGAGUGUGACCUUGGUUUUCUUGUAUUUGAACAUUGUAAAGAUUGGAUGGUGUCUUUCACAGAGUUAUGUGAAGAAUACAGGAACUGACCAACAGCUUUCAGAUACCUGGGGCUAGGUCAUUAAGGUCACAUCCAGUCUUUCCUACCCUCUUCUAGUUGUUAGUUACUACCUCUCCCAGAUAGAUUGCUGUAUAUCCUCCAACUAUGAUCAUCUUGGCCCAGUUUCCCCCAUUCUUGAGUCUGUCUUAACCAGUGGAACUGCUGCCCUUGACAGUGCAGUGAGUUGAGGACUCUUGGUCACAGCCAGGCCCAAGUACAGCUCCCUUCUGCUGGUGCUGUAUUUCCAUAUCAAAAGGCACAGGGGAGGUCUAGAAAUACCACCACCCCAGUCCACCAGUGCCAAACUAGCCUAGCCUAUGAUCCCAGCAUGGGUAUAGUCAACUCUGUUCAGUGCUAUCACAACAGACUAGAGGCUAUGAACAUUGGAAGUGGAAAACAGAGCAGCCCAAAUUGCUGCUGUUUUUUGUUUGUUUGUUUGUUUGUUUCACUCAGCUUGCUGUUGCUAUGACAGUGAUAAAACAGGGCAGUAACCAGAAACAGACUGCGAGGUUUGGCAGAGAAAGUUUCCUAAGCUGACAGACCUCUGGAUUUUAAAUAAGUUGUAAUAAGUGGCUCAAGGCUGCCCAGGAAAAAGCAAAAGGGUUGGAAUUGACCAGAUGAGACCAGCCAGAUUUCAUGGAGCCCAGCUACCUGAGCUCUGCACCACUUCUCUAACUAGACUCCUUCUAGAGCAUUCUGGCCAGGCUCUCCAAGCUGAGGAGACAUCACAGGUGCCAGUUCUUCAGGAAGACCUUUGUGCAUCGGUUCAUAACCUAUAUAUUUGCCCCAGAUUGUGUGCUGAUUCAGGUUCACACUACAGAGUCUAGGAUGAAUGACUAAGACUCAGAAAAAGCAGUUGCUAGAGCCCUUUAGACCAUGGCAUAGCAAUGUCCCAAGGUAAAGGGGCCUAGGGCAAAUGCAGCAGGGCUCUAUGCCUGGGCCAAGCCCUCUGCUCCAUCCACAUCCUCUUCUGGCUCUUCUCUAUGCUUCAGUGAACCAGCCUCACUCUGAAGAGAUUUGUUGAUUCUCUCCAUUUUUAUGUCUUUCUCUUUUAGGUACUAUAUCAAUCUUUAGAAAAGGCUUAGUCUAAUUGUUAAAAAUUGCUAGGAUACUGCCUCCUCCAGGGUCUGAGAUUAUAUGCUAAAGGGGGAAAAUUGAACACUGAAACCAGUUCUGAAGAAUUUGGAAGGAAAACCUUGAAAACAUUUGGCAAAAAAUUACAUUUUGAUGCUUAUGAAUAAGAGGAGGCUUUUGAAAAAAUGUUGAUGUAAAAAUACUUAGUUCUUGGCCCGAGAUGUCUGGUGAGUGAUCUGGGCAAAGGGAAGUCCAGGCUGAAGCCUUCUGCAUGUGAGGAGAUGGAACCAAGAGCUUCUUGAUAUUUGAGGCUUUUUUCCCAUUGGAAAGCCAAUCACUUUUUGGGUAGCUGACCCAACGACACCCCUUCUGACCUUGCCAUUUGGUGGUAUGGCGGUUAGAUGCCAAAGCUGCAAGAGAAGCUCUUGGUGCAUCACAUGGAACACUCAUCAGUGACCCAGAAGGCCCUGGACAAAAUGUCUGCUCUCUUAUCUUUACUGAGCCUGCCCAACACUACUGCACAACUAGGGACGGUCUGCUGCCUACAGAGCAUCCCUCCAUGGGACCUUCUGUCCCUUGCCUACCCCACCCUCAGGAUCUUGGCACAGAUUAAAUGGCAGUGUGGUAAGCACUUUGGCAUGCCCUCCUAAACUUACCCCAGAGUCUCUCUCUGCCUCCUUAAGCCAGCCUGCCUACCCUCUGUGGAAGCAUGAGAGAACAUAUAAUGGAGAGGGAAAACAUACACAGGCAGGCAGAUAACAGAAAGGCUCUGGGAGGAAGGAGGCCUCUCAUAGAAACUAAGUGCUAUCUUUGAGUUUAAGAAAUUUAGACAAUUUCCAAAUGACCUUUGCUCUUGCUUUCCCCUCUCACCUUUUAUCAGGCCCUGAUUAGCACUGAGAGCAAAUGUGGUGAAAAGGCAAAGAGGUUUGGCUCUGAUAGUCCUUCUCCCUGCAGUGUUUGUGUGUCAAGUGGCAAAGCUGUUCUUCCUGGUGACUCUGAUUAUAUCCAGUAACUUAUAGAUUAUAUGCACAGGUCUGCUUUGUCUCUUCUAUUCUGGGCUUCUGAUUUGCUUUUCAGUUUUGCUUUUAGUUUUCCUAUUUUUAUUUUAUACACCAACUAGACACACAAAGCAGUUGAAUUUAUAUAUAUAUAUAUGUACAUAUAUAUAUAUAUGUAUAUAUAUCUGUAUAUUGCACAAUUAUAAACUCAUUUUGCUUGUGGCACCACACAAAAAAGACCUUUUAAAAUUAUACCUGUUGCUUAAUUACAAUAUUUCUGAUAACCAUAGAGUAGAACAAGGGAAAAUUAAAAAAAAAAAAAAGAAAAAAAAGAAGAAAAAAAAAAAGACAUCUGCUGGUCACUUCUUCAGUCCAAGCAGAUCUGUGAUCUUUUCCUCGCUUCUUUCAAAGGCUUCCUUGUGCUAAGUGAAGGAAGCCCCAGGCUGCACCCAGGUUUUGUGCUUUGUUUCUCCUCUGCUGUGAUAAGGGCCCCAAGAUUCUGGGUGCAAGAUAGUUUAUUUCAGCAUGGGGUGGGGAGACAAGAGCACUCCCUUUACAUACUGAAGUUCAGAACUUAGUGGGCACAGCCCAGUUCCCACCUCCAGGGGUAGGGAGCUGUCAUGCAUAGGGGUGGCCCAACUUCCUCCACCCUUCCCUGGCCAGGGAGAGCCUUGUGCAGUAAGUCUGGCAGGCUUCCCCAAUUAGCAGGGCUCAAGAGCAUUUCAAAACCCUCCUCACUUUGCUGAGUUAAGGGGUUGGAGAGGAGAUAGGAGGCUUGACCUGUCUCCAAAUCUGUAAGCUAUACCAGGUAGAAUGCCAGAGACCCCAGAGUCACAUCCAACAAGUCCAAUGGGUCUCCUCCAGAAAGUAGUGAAGACUCCAGAAACAUCCCUUUCUCUUUUCCCUGCUCCCAUGAGUAACUGCAUUUGCUUUUGUAAUUCUUGAUGAGCAAUAUCUGCUAGAAAGUUUAGCUGUAACAGUUCUUUUGCAAAAUGAUCAUUCUUAAAUAAUUAAAAAUGUGUCCCCCCCAAAUAUCUAGAACCUUGUUUUUCCGAAGUAGAGAGCAUUAUAAUCACCAGGGCCAAAGUCUGUCCCAUAUCUACAUCCCAUCCCCUCAUCACUGCUUCUUCUGAGGCCACAAUACAGCACAUACAUUUGUAGGCCCUUUGGGUGGCUGGGCUACCCUUGGGGCUCUUGGAGGAUAGGCUGGGGAAGCCUCUGAGACCCUAUUCUGGGACCUUGCUCUAGAGAGCAAUCAGUAUUAGGAGAGUGUCACAACAUUAUUCCCCAGCCAGCAUGGGACGGAGGCAGAAGAGGCCAAAGGGUUGUCGCCACCUUGGCCACUGACAGGUAGGUGACCAUGUAUGUCCCUAUUUGUGCUUUAUAGCUGAUGUGAGAUCAGCACCCAAGUUAGCUUCACCUGGUGACCUCUAACCCUGCCUGGAUGGAGCAGGCCACCUGGUUCAAUGUUUCUGGGCAGCUGGACAGUGGAGUGCGAAAGGCUUGCAGAACUUGAAGCCUGCUCCUUACCUUGCUACCACGGCCUCCUUUUCCAUUUGAUUUGUCACUGCUUCAAUCAAUAACAGCCGCUCCAGAGUCAGUAGUUGAUGAAUAUAUGACCAAAUAUCACCAGGACUGUUACUCAAUGUGUGCCGAGCCCUUUCCUUGUGCUGGGCUCCCUGUGUACCUGGACACUGUAACGUGUGCUGUGUUUGCUCUCCUUCCUCUUCCUUCCUUGCCCUUUCCUCGUCUUUCUGGGGUUUUUCCGUUUGGGUUUGGUUUGGUUUUAUUCUUCCUUUUGUGUUCCAAACAUGAGGUUCUCUCUACUGGUCCUCUUUAACUGUGGUGUUGAGGCUUCUAUUUGUGUAAUAUUUGGUGGGUGAAAGGAACUUUGCUAAGUAAAUCUCUUCUGUGUUUGAACUGAAGUCUGUAUUGUAACUAUGUUUAAAGUAAUUGUUCCAGAGACAAAUGCUUCUGGACACUUUUUCAUUACAAACAAAGCAUUUGAAGGGAGGGGAGUGGUGAUUAAGACAAGAGGGGCAGUCUGGAAGAGAUGACCCCUGCUCAGAUCAACCAGAAGCCACCCAGAAGUUAAGCACUGGAUUCCCAUUCCAAGUCAAGAGACUGAAGCUGAUGUGUUGCCAUUUUCAAAGUCAGAGCAAAACCAGCUUUUCUACCCAGUGUAUUCUUUUGCUUUCCCUUCCCAGAUUAUUACUACUAUUGUUACUAGAAAGAAAGAAAAAAAAAGAAGAAGAAAGAAAGAAAGAAACGGUCAGUUCCUUCAAGGAGUGCCAGGAGGGGAGGGGAUGUGAGAUAAGAGAUUAGCUUACUGAGUAGGGAAAGGCUGGGCCUGAGCUUGCAGGUGGAUGCCCCACUGUGGACACAGGUUAGGGAGGAGACAGAAAAUGAAUUAGCUACUCCCUGCCUGAGAUAGCUCUUACUAGAUAAACCAAGGCCAUGGGUGUUACUUUCUCCAAGGCACAAUUCAAGGACAUGACCAGUCAGGACACUUGUGUCACACUCCAUGCUAUCCUCUAGUGCAUAGUACUAAUGUGAUAUCUCCCCACCAUGCCUGGGGAAUAAAAUGAUGGCAGAGAGUUCUAUCCUUUGAUGUCAUCUGAUUCCCAACAAAAUCUGGGCGUGAGCUACUACCUUCUCUUUCUAUGGCAAACAUCUUCAGUAAAGUGUUAUCCUCAUUACAGAUUGUUCCAGGCUCAUGUAAGAGGAACAGACCUUGGAGCCUCAUGUGAGGAAAGUGCUGCCUGUAGUGACCAGUUAGCCAAGUGGUAGCUGGAAGAACAAGACAGGGUGCAUGCCCCUCCUAGAUCCAUGUUGUGCUCCGCUCUGCCAGCCUGAAGGGCAAGAUCUGUAGGGCAGUGCAGGCAGUUGACGGGCUACCCUGUAUUUGGCACCAGCUCAAAAGCCCAUCUGAGGUUGGGAGCAGGCACACAGGACAGAAAGAGAUAUUCAUGACAGACAUAGCUGGAGGGGUCUUGAAAAGCCCUCUGUCGCAUUCACCUUCAGUUUUUGUGUUUUGGGACAAUUACUUUAGAAAAUAAGUAGGUCGUUUUAAAAACAAAAUAUUGAUUGCUUUUUUUGUAGUGUUCAAAACAAGGUUCUUUGUGUAUAGCCAAAUGACUGAAAGCACUGAUAUAUUUAAAAACAAAAGGCAAUUUAUUAAGGAAAUUUGUACCAUUUCAGUAAACCUGUCUGAAUGUACCUGUAUACGUUUCAAAAACACACCCCACUGAACCCCUGUAACCUAUUUAUUAUAUAAAGAGUUUGCCUUAUAAAUUUACAUAAAAAUGUCCGUUUGUGUCUUUUGUUGUAAAAUCAAGUGGUUUUUCAUAAGGUUCUUUUACUAUUUGAAAAGAUGGGCAGCACGCGGUUUCAUUUUAUUUUUGUAAGUUUUUUAAUACAUGUGAAAGCAAAGAAUACUCAGCAUGCCUUUCUAAGUGAUGCGUUUGCACCUUUUGUUGGGAAGUACUGUAUCCUGUGCUGUUAGCAUUCUCGAUAAAUCUCUCUGUGAAAGUGA